Messenger RNA from Cydia amplana, 939 nucleotides. RefSeq names its product pyrimidodiazepine synthase-like (gene GSTo3). NCBI's taxonomy places the organism in Eukaryota, Metazoa, Arthropoda, Insecta, Lepidoptera, Tortricidae. The coding region runs from base 181 to 903 and encodes 240 amino acids. Gene Ontology annotation, molecular function: glutathione transferase activity; glutathione dehydrogenase (ascorbate) activity. The transcript is spliced from 6 exons. Gene Ontology annotation, cellular component: cytoplasm. The record is from RefSeq and is a predicted model, not a curated record. Gene Ontology annotation, biological process: glutathione metabolic process.
GCAAUCAAAUGAAUGUUUUGACGUAUCCAAUUUGGUAGCAUAUAACGUAAUCGGGUCAACCAUGAUGUCAUAUCAUUAGCUUAAUUUUAAAAGUGACGUACCAUUUCUACACGAAAUUCGGUAGACCGAGCACCUAUUUAUUGUAUUUAGUUAUUUUUGUUCGUCUAAUAGUGUUUAAAAAUGUCGUACUUUCAAUCGAGAUACACCGGUUCAAGCCCACCCCCGCCUUUAGGCGACAAGCUGCGCCUCUACCAUGUAGACAUGAACCCAUACGGGCACAGAGUCCUUCUCAUUCUGGAGGCUAAGAGGACUAAAUACGAGGUUUACAAGCUGGAUCCACUGAGGCUGCCUGAUUGGUUCCGAACUGCUAACCCUAGAUUGAAAAUACCUGUGCUGGAAAUCCCAACGGAUCAAGGAGACAAGUUCCUGUUCGAGAGUGUGGUGAUAUGUGACUACUUGGACGAGAAGUACGGACGGGGGCAGUUGCAUUCCCGGGACCCGUACGUGAAGGCGCAGGACAGACUGCUGAUCGAGAGGUUUAAUGAGCUUAUAAAAGGCAGCUUAGAGUGCUUCGACACAAACUUCACCUACGGCAGUGAACAGAUCGUGCAAACCUUGGAUAUCUUUGAAAAAGAACUCACUUCGAGAGGUACAAAUUAUUUCGGUGGAGACCGGCCCGGUAUGCUAGACUACAUGAUCUGGCCGUGGGUGGAGCGCCUGUAUCUACUGCGAUGCAUCAACGAGAAAAAGUUCGACGAGAAACGAACGCUGUUCCCCAACUUUGCCGAUUGGGGCGACCAAAUGCAGUUAGAUGAAGUGGUGAAAAAACAUGCCAACUCUCCAGCCGAGUAUUUCGAUUACUACAAGCACGCUAGGACACAUUCGAUGGGAUAUUAUCUUUAAGAAAAUAAACUUCAAAGCAUAGAGAAAGACACGAAC